Rosa chinensis is the source of this 1275-nucleotide messenger RNA. RefSeq lists its product as uncharacterized. The coding region runs from base 1 to 1275 and encodes 424 amino acids. NCBI's taxonomy places the organism in Eukaryota, Viridiplantae, Streptophyta, Magnoliopsida, Rosales, Rosaceae. The transcript has a single exon. The record is from RefSeq and is a predicted model, not a curated record.
AUGGAGUUUCAGUUCAUUUGCACAAGCAUGAAGCCACAAGGAGCUGAUGAGCAAAUCUUGAAGUUGAAAGCCUUCCCAUUUUCGUUGGCUGACAAGGCAAAGCAAUGGCUUUAUGAGUUGCCAAGUGGACGCAUCACAUCUUGGGCAGACAUGAUGAAAGCAUUUUUGGAAAAAUAUUUCCCUACAUCUCGGAUCAUCAUGCUUAGGAAGAAGAUAAGUGGAAUUCAACAAGGGCAAGAUGAGUCCUAUGCAGAGUAUUAUGAAAGGUUCAAAACUCUCAUCACUCAAUGCCCUCAACAUGGCAUGAAGAAUGAGACCUUGCUCACUUGCUUCUAUGAUGGUCUCACCAACUUGGAAAGAGAUAUGCUCGAUGCAGCUUCAGGAGGAUCAUUUGUUGACAAGGAACCUGCAGCUGGAAUGAUCUUAAUUGAGAAUAGGGCCCUGAAUCAACAACAAUAUGGCGGUUCCAAGCCCACCCAUACACGUGAAAAAGUUAAUGAGGUAAGUACAUUGGUUCAAUUGGAAGAUAAAAUUAACAGGCUUACUUCUAUUGUUUCUCAGGGAAUGAAGGGACAAGUUAUGGUAUGUGGAGUGUGCUCAAUGCAAGGGCAUAUGUCUGAUCAAUGCCCUCAACUCAUGGAAGGAGGAAACUUUGAAGGUGUCAACGCCCUAGGGUUCCAACAAGGGUACCAACGUCCAAGGAAUGACCCAUAUUCUAACACCUACAACCUUGGAUGGAGGGAUCACCCCAAUUUUCGUUGGAAGGACAAUGAAAACGCCCAACCAGCUUCUCAAGCCUUCAAUCAACGUCCUCCAGGCUUCUUCCCAAAGCCACAGGCUCCUCUAAACUCUAAUCCUUCGAAUUCUUCAUCUUCUUCUUCUAAUAACUAUGAUGAGAUUAUAAAAACUUUAACUGUUUCUACUCAGACUUUGUUGCAGAACCAAAAUCAAAUGCAAAAUCAAACCAACAAUUUGAUGCAAGGUCAGAAUCUCAUGCAAAAGAGGAUGGACGCAAUGGAGAAACAGCUUGGUCACGUGGUUGAUUUUAUGACAAAAGGCCCUGAAGGUGGUAAGCUGCCAAGUAAUACUAUUCCAAAUCCAAAGGGGGGCUUUGAAUCUGCCAAUGCCAUCACCACUAGAAGUGGAAGGAUCAUCAAUGACGUCCCCAAGGCACAAAUGAACACCACAAUGCACAUUGAUGAAGAACAGGAAACACCAAUUUCGAAGAGGAAGGAAACAAUGGCCCAGCGACUUCCAGGAUUGAAACUGACUUAG